UUAUCACCUCAGAUUCCCAAUGCUAUCAACAAUCAAACGAACCUUAACUCAAUCGAAGAUGCUGUUAGUCCAUUAUUCAGUUACAUUGCAUUGUAGAACAUGGACAAGUUUUGCGUUCUCCUGGCACUAGCACUAAUAGUGCUAUCCGCAGAGGGAAGCUUGCAGUCCCGACCCAAAGUUCGCCGUGCCGUAUCCAACUCUAAUCGACGUUACCAGUGUGGUACCAAGAAACGACAAGUUGAAGGCCUCAUAACAAAUGGAUUAACUACGAAACUUGGUGAAUGGCCCUGGCAUGGUGCCUUGUUCCAUCGAAAAAAUCGUCAUUCGAAGGAGUACAAGUGUGGUGCUACGCUGAUCGAUCAGAAUUUCGUGAUUACCGCCGGUCACUGCGUCGUAGACCGAGAAAGUGGAUAUGAGGUGAAUGCCAAAUCGGUCACGGUUGACUUCGGAUAUGUGCAGUUGUUCAGUUCUUCAAGUCAUGGGCAGUCGCAUGGUGUGCUGGAAAUCUUUGUCCAUCCAAAGUUUGAAAAGGACAGUAACAAGCAUGACAUAGCAGUACUGUCUUUGAAAACGGCAGUGAGAUUUAGUGACUUCGUUCUUCCCAUAUGUGUGGGAUUGACCAGGUCCGAUGAGAGCAUUCGCGACAUCAUUGGACAGCAGGGUAGAGCUGUGGGAUGGGGUCUUACGGAAAAUGACGAAACCUCAACGGAUCUGAAGCUGGCGAUUUUGCCCAUUGUGGACCACGCCGAGUGCCUGGCGACGGAUCCUGAUCUGUUCGGUUCGCUGAUAUAUCCGGGCAUGUUUUGCGCCGGAUUUAGGAACGGAACAAGUGUGUGUAACGGCGAUAGUGGAGGUGGAAUGUAUGUUAUCGAAGGUAACAGGUGGUUUCUUCGAGGUAUUACAUCCUUUUCGGGAACUCGUGAGGAUGGAAGCAACAAGUGCGAUGUGAAGAACUAUGCUGGAUUCAUGAAUGUGCAAUACUAUGCGUCUUGGAUCAGGGAGCUGAUCAGUGGAGAAGAUGAACUACCAAAUGAAUCGACGACUGAACAAACAACCACAGCUCAAUCUGCUGCAAUAUGGCCCGUUGCGGAGUCACCCAGAGAAGUACCAAGCCCAACAAAUCACGCGAAUUACAUGCAAAGAGAAUCUUACUCAUCCUGCCCCAGCGGGCAGCCAUGUGUGCCAUUUGAACACUGCAUCCAAAUGCAACAGUCUCGUGGAUCCGUUGUGCAAAGACCUACCCAAGUUUGUGAAAUUACUGAGCAUGACUCCUUUCGGGUUGAAAAGGUCUGCUGCCCUAUAUCCCUGCCGGAGCGUUACGGGGGCUACGAAAGUCACGGAAGGCCACCAUUUGAAAGUAGCAUCUCGUGCGGACAGCGUCGGACCAGUUCUCAUGUCACUUUGACUCCCACCAACCCUUUCUCGGACGAAUAUCCUUGGAUGGUGAGACUGAAAAGUUCCCAGGACGUCUUCGUAUGCCAAGGGACGCUUGUGUCCAGACGUUUUGUUCUCAUCUCAGCGUACUGUAAAAUGAAUAGUACAAUAACAUCCGCUCGUUUGGGGCGAUCAUAUAGAGGGCCGAGGAGAUGCGAUUUCUCAUCCGCAGAUUGCGUAGAUAUUGCAGUGAAAUCGAUUACCAAUCAUCCUCGAUUCGAUGUUGCAUCUGCUUCAGACCGUGAUUCUGACUACAAUAUAGCAUUGGCAGAAUUGGAAACAGCAGUAGACCUCAAUAACAAUAUCAACAGAAUAUGUCUUUCGAAAAUCGACUCCGAUAGAGACAUUGGAGACGUAAUUUUAACUAGCUGGACAUUCUCAGAUCAUCACAAAGAAGCUUACUACAAUGAGCGGUCAGGCAGAGUGCCAGAAAUCACAACCUCCGAUUCUCUCCAGCACGUGAUGUUCCGUGACGGUUCAACACUUCCGCCACACCAGCAACAAGCCCAAGAGGGUCUUCUAGCGCCUGGAGCUCCACUGCAAUGGAUAAACAAUACUGGUGGUCAAGUGGUUUUGAUUGCUGUUGUUACCCAUAGAGACUCCGAUGGAUACUUGGUUUCCGUUAUAAAACCCGACAUCGUCGAUUGGAUUUUAAGUGUGAUCGGGGUCAGCUAGAUGAUUUGAUGUCGGCUAAUUCAAAUCGUAUCUAUGAAACAUUUUAGCUCUAGUUAACGGUGCACAUUAUAAUCAAUAAAGUGAUCAUGUACGUAA
Messenger RNA from Aedes albopictus (Asian tiger mosquito), 2205 nucleotides. Its product is annotated as transmembrane protease serine 9. Bases 100 to 2109 code for a protein of 669 amino acids. The record is from RefSeq and is a predicted model, not a curated record. Gene Ontology annotation, molecular function: serine-type endopeptidase activity. The transcript has 6 exons. NCBI's taxonomy places the organism in Eukaryota, Metazoa, Arthropoda, Insecta, Diptera, Culicidae. Gene Ontology annotation, biological process: proteolysis.